AUGCGGGUGCGAACGCGUCUGGUGGUGGGGCAGGCCCACAGGACCUAGUGGCCUGCCGCCUCUUUCUGCCGCGAACUCUACAGGAGUCUCCUGGGGGGAGCAUCGGACUCCCAUAGAAGUCAUUCAGUUCCUACAACGUCACCACGUCCCACUCUCGUGCCAGUUCGGUUUCGGCCCACUCGGACUCGCCCGUCACCGUCUCGUCGAAGUUGUUUGACAUCGCGUCCAACGCGUCCACAUCAGAAGCGAUCCCCAUCGCCGGUGCGGCCGUCUUUCCUCUACAGACACUUCUUCAUCAAACAUAUAUCCUGCGGACCCUUCUCAACGGGACACGGCUUUUCCUGGUCAUGGUUUCAGACGCUUCUUCCUCGGCGAGACUAGGUCGGCUUUGGACCAACCUCUCCGCUUUUCCUUCCAUCACAGAUUUACGUGCGGCCUUGACCGGUUUCGUUACGCCCCUCAACCCUGAUCGAUAG
Molecule: messenger RNA, 476 nt
Organism: Microbotryum saponariae
Lineage: Eukaryota; Fungi; Basidiomycota; Microbotryomycetes; Microbotryales; Microbotryaceae
Source: the annotation of a GenBank genome assembly